AUGGCUGCAGAGGUACUUACGCACUAUUAUUUCAAAUCGACCACUGAAUUUGAAACGCCCACACUUGAGAUUCUCGACAGUGGCACUUUUACUCAACAAGAAGAAGACCACGGCCGGUGUCUCAACAGCCGAUUGUGGAGUGCGGCUGCAUUGCUGCACGCUCCUGACAGUGUCGAGGAGGUACACGCGAAAUACCUCGUACACGCAGAUAUUGUUGAAACCUGCACGUACCAGCACAGGGAGAAAGAAUUCCAGAGCGUGGAAUUAGCAGUCGAAGCAGCCAACAAAGCAGUCACGUUGGCAAGAUCUGCAAUGCAUACGCAUCCCAACAAAUUUCUCGCUUACGCGCUGGGACCGUAUGCGGUAGCUCAAGCAGUUGGAUCCGAGUACACGGGCAGGCAUAACCAGCAGCAUGAACACAAUCAUGGCAGUAGCUACAAUGAGAAUGUUAAGCUAUUCCAUUUACGUCGGCUGCAAGUGGUGAAAGCAGUUGCAACACUCACAGUCUGCAUACGGGGCACAUCUGGCAGCAUCGCUCCUCUCCGUAUAUCCCUCGUCUUCCCCGAUGGCACCCUCCCAGGAGCUAACAUCUUCAGCGAAAGUUGCAGCACCAUGGAAGACGUUAUUGAUACGGUAUUUGGAUAUGAUAUUGCAGGUGUUGCCGCUGUUGGUAUCAACUGCACCAAGCCACGCUAUUUGCAAGGCUUAGUGAGGGCCCUCGAUGUCGGUCUGCGAAAAUUCAACCUCACGCGCAAACCAAAGCUGACUAUACAACCUGACGGUGGCCUGUCUUACAAUGCUCAGACACGUGGAUGGGAACUGCCUAGCAGUACAGAUGAUUCUGAGCAGGUGGAAAAAUGGGCUAGGCUUGUCGCUGAUGCUGCAGCUGUUGUCAUAAAUGACACUACGUCGCCUUUCUCAGGCAUUGUUGCUGGAGGUUGCUUCAAAAUUGUUGUGCAUCAUAUUGAGCGGCUCAGAAAUGCUUGCUCAGCUCGCGCACAAAAUCUGGACCAAGAUCUGAUGGGCGAGGGUGGAUACACGUUGGAGCAGCUAAUGGAACUAGCCGGGCUUGCGUGUGCUCAGACAGUUCAGAGGCUAUAUCCCUCCCACACUCACAAACAAGUUCUUGUGGCAGCUGGGCCAGGCAAUCAAGGUGGCGAUGGGCUGGUGGCAGCACGCCACCUCUCUCUAUUCGGCUACAAAGCGUUGCUAUUUUACCCCAAACCCAGCAAGAAUCAAUUUGUCCAGCAGCUCGAUAAGCAGCUCGACCACUUCUCCGUACAAAGGAUCCAGGCCGAGGACUUUGAAGGUGCGCUUCACCAAUCAACUGUCGUCCUCGACGCCAUUUUCGGUUUCUCUUUCAAGGGCGAUCCACGUCCACCAUUCGAUGGACCAAUCGCUGCUCUUAAGGAUAGCGACAGGCCCAUCGUAUCGGUCGAUAUACCGUCAGCUUGGGAUGUGGAGAAGGGUAAUGUUAACGGUAAAUCAUUUACUCCGGCUGCUCUGUUGUCUCUCACGGCACCAAAACUCGGCACGCGGUCUUUUACUGGCACGCACUACCUCGGUGGCCGCUUUGUACCGCAGUAUGUCGUCGAUAAGUAUGACCUGCAGCUACCAGUCUAUCCUGGCGCGGAUCAGAUUGUGGAGAUUCCUCCAACAUCCUUCUGA
Molecule: messenger RNA, 1668 nt
Organism: Wallemia ichthyophaga EXF-994
Lineage: Eukaryota; Fungi; Basidiomycota; Wallemiomycetes; Wallemiales; Wallemiaceae
Product: NAD(P)H-hydrate epimerase
Exons: 6
Coding region: 1-1668 (555 amino acids)
Cellular component (GO): mitochondrion
Molecular function (GO): NAD(P)HX epimerase activity
Source: RefSeq, a predicted model, not a curated record